This is a messenger RNA of Yamadazyma jaroonii, 1830 nucleotides long. NCBI's taxonomy places the organism in Eukaryota, Fungi, Ascomycota, Pichiomycetes, Serinales, Debaryomycetaceae. The record is from the annotation of a GenBank genome assembly.
AUGUUGAAGUUCUUACCCUUAAUACCAAUCAUAGUGUUAUCAUACAUUGGAGCUUUCCAAUACUUGAUCUGUCCACGUAUCGACAGUCUUCAAUCUCCAACUUCCAUAGAUUUCUUCAACACCGUUUCCAAUACUUACCUCAAUUCAAAUUGUAAGGUAAUUGAUGAGAUCAAUCAUGAAAACAUCAACUCCAUCAUCGAUAACCUUGAAUUCAGGUAUAAGAUCUUUAUCAAGCCCCGUAUUAAUUAUUUCACUUACUUUGUGGUACCUAAGAUCAAAUUACAUCUUCAGAUCUAUGCAGCCAAAGUUCAACUUUGGUAUUAUCAGACACUUCCUUAUGUCAAUCAAUUCAAGAUGGUUGUUUGUCAAAAGUUCUAUGAAUUCAAAUUGUUUGUUAUCAAUUCUUCAUUCUACAGAACCUAUGUGAAUAUCUACGUUAACAUUGUUUACAAUUACGUAGAAGAGUUCUUCGGUAAGUUCCUUCAAUCUACCGAUAUUGUUAAUAAGAAGAAUUUCUUAAUGAGUGAAUUCAAAAGUUUGUAUCAUAGAAAGAUCAAGAAAGUUAAACCUAAUAUCGAUGUUAGUAAUGUUGUAGAUAUUGCCAAUGAUAUUUUGAAUGAAGAAUCCGAUGAUGAAGAACCAAUAACUAUCAGAUUAACUUCAACUAUCUAUGAAGUUAUGUCUACAGGAUUACCCAUUGAGAAUGAAAUUAACCAAUUGAUCAAUAAUUUCGAACAACAAAUCAACAGAACCAUUGAUUUAGCAUUAAUCAACAUUUCUAAUGAAAUAAAUCCAAAGAUUAACUUCACUAUUGAGAGAAUCAGACCUGAAUUGACAGAAAAUUUCAAAUUUAUUCAAAAGGAGAAUUAUAAUUUCUAUAAGAAAUCCCAUGAAUUGAUCUCUAAGAUCGAUAAAGAUUUGUCUAACUUGAAAGAAUCAGGUAUUGAUAGUUAUACUGAAGUUGUUAGUAGACAAGAUAUGAGAGAUGUCAUUGCUGAUUGUAGACAAUUCAAUGAAGAUCAAUUUAAUAAGAUUGAAGGUAUAAUUAAUGAAAGUUUUGAAAGUUUGAUCAAUGAAUAUCUUUCAAUCAUUCAAGAGACCAUCAAUAUUCUUGAAUCUUUUGCUGAAUCUUCAUUCACCAACUUCUCUAAUGAAUUGACUCAAGUGAUUAAAGAUUCAAAAGAUGAAACUUUUAAUUGGCAAUCAUGGAAGAAGUUCAAUAAUUUGAAGAAUUUAUUAUUUGAUAAGAGAGAUUUCAUCUUUGACCAGUCUCAUUACUUGAAGAAUAAACAGUAUGAUAAGUUGACUGAUUCGGAUUUUUCAAAUUGGUUGAAAUUCUUAUCAGAAAUCACCAUGCACAUUAAUUUCUUACAUCAAGAUAACAAUGAAUACUUACAAUUGAUCCGAGCCAAAGCUAAUAUUAGUUAUCAAUUGAGAGAAGCUGAAGAAGCCCGGUUGAAGGAGGCUAAGGCUGGGGAGAUUGAGGAGCCAGUAGAACAAGAAUUUUCCAUUCUUCCAGUAGAUGAGCCAGUAGAAGAGCCAGUAGAAGAAGAAUUUUCUAUCCUUCCAGUGGAUGAAGCUAAAGAACAAGAUGUUUCUAUACUUCCAGUAGAUGAACCGGUGGAAACUGCGGCAGAACAAGAAGUUGAAGAAGCUGGAGAAGAGGAAGUAGAACAAGAAGUAGAAGAAGUUGAAGAAGAAGAAUACGAAGAAGAAGAAUACGAAGAAGAAGAAGAAGAAGAAGAAUAUGACGAUAUUGCCAUUCCUUCUGAUGGAGAAAUCGACGAUAUCGAAGUUGAUACUGAUGUCGAUAUAGAUCCCGAAGAUUAA